Molecule: messenger RNA, 1554 nt
Organism: Penicillium cosmopolitanum
Lineage: Eukaryota; Fungi; Ascomycota; Eurotiomycetes; Eurotiales; Aspergillaceae
Exons: 4
Coding region: 1-1554 (517 amino acids)
Cellular component (GO): MBF transcription complex; SBF transcription complex
Molecular function (GO): transcription regulator activity; DNA binding
Source: RefSeq, a predicted model, not a curated record
AUGGCAUCGAUCAAGUCUCUCUUGAAUCCGGCCCCCAAAUUUCCCGUGCAUACCCCUCCUGGAUUUGGUGCUCGAUACACCUUCCCUAACAUAAGCAUGGCAAGAAGUCUACAUCCGGGGCGCCACAAGAUCCCAGUGAAAUACAAAAUCCCCAAAGAUGCUCCCAUUUUUAAGCCAAAUGACCCACAAGGCGAGAUUCGCUAUCCUCCCUGUGAAGACCGUCCCGAUCCAAUUGCUGAGGAGCAUCGACGAUUGGAACUAUUUCCCAUGGAGCCGGAUGCGAAUAUUGGAAAAUAUCCUCGAACUAUUCCUUAUAGAAGCGAGAAAAAGUCCUUCGAAGAGAAGACGGGUCGCAGUAAAUUUGAGGUGUAUCAGUACACAUUCCGAUACGGGGACUCAGGAGAGAGCUGGAUUAUGAUGUGGGAUUAUAACAUCGGACUCGUUCGAAUCACCCACCUAUUUAAAGCACUAGGUUAUACAAAGACAACCCCAGCCAAAGCUCUUGCUCAGAAUCCCGGACUACGCGACAUCUGCCACAGCAUCACUGGAGGAGCAAUCGCAGCCCAAGGAUAUUGGAUGCCCUUCGAGGCCGCCCGAGCACUAGCAGCCAGAUUCUGCUAUCCCAUCCGCUAUGCCCUAACCCCAAUGUUCGGCACGGAAUUUCCAAGCAUGUGUCUAGAAAAAGGACACGAAAACUUCGGCAACAUGGUCUUAGAUCAGAGCGUGAUAGAACGCGCCACCAGAACAGCGCACUAUUACCGCUCUCUUGAAAUUUCCGGAGACGCCCUGGCUGGCACAGAGAGCACGAGUACUUGUGCUUCCUCCUCGGCCUCUUCUGCUUCUCCAGUAUGGAGAGCUGAAAUGCCCAUCUGCCCGCCAGCCCUCCUGGACGAAGACAGAUCUCGCGCGUACAAAUUACCUCGGCGUAAUUAUGCUGAUAGUAUUGCAAGUACGCACGGCUCGUCAUCUGAACCAUACUGCAUGUCCCCUUCGAGUCCGGGUCCGGGUCCGGGCCCUAACUGCUUCACGCCUGUUAAUGUCCCUCGAUCACAUGCUUCUUCACAUAUUUCUCCGACAGAGGCCUUUCUUUCGCGUGCGGCGAGUUCGAGUUUAGGUUCAGACCUAAAGAGCCUCCAGGGUCAUAGCUAUGCUGAUAGCGAGCUUGAUAUGGCGGUUUCGUCAGCGAGCCAGGAACGAUAUUCUCCCCAAGCCCCGAAAUUCUCUCCGGUCAAUAAGAGAAUCAACCGUAUGAUUGAGAAGUCCUCGGCGGCGGGAAAAUACGACGAUUCCGAUACAGAUGGUACGAGUGACUCGGUUGAAAUCGACUCCGUCGAUGACGAGCAGGAUGAAGACUGGCGCGAGCUCGAAUCACCCUCCUCGAUUGGAAGCGGUGCUGUCUCGGACACAGAGAAACCCAAGAGAUCCCCCCCCGCGCUCUGCAAAUGCCAAAGCGAGGACCAUCCAUUCCCCGCCUGUUUCGAAGCAUUUCGCACAGGAGGUCAAGGCUGCGCAUGCUUUGAUUCAUUUGCAUAUGCAGGAGGCCACGGGCGGUGA